GUCUACAACCCCAACCAGAGCCAGAACACGAGAAGACAACUACAAGGAUCAACACUGAAAACAAAAUCCUCAGACAAUCUUCUGUUUUUCUUAAACUCUUAGUGUUUAUUUUUUGUUCGGUUUUGCCGUGGUCGACAGUAGGUCUCACCAUGAGAUGCUUUGCUUUAGUCGUGUGUUUGAUUUUGGGAGUAAGCGUGCAGAACGGAUGGAGUCUGCCCGUCAAGUCGGUCUUUGUCACCUUCCCAGGAGACAUCAUCAGAAACAUGACUGAUAUGGAGCUUGCCGAGAAUUAUCUCAAGAGGUUUGGCUACAUGGACACCCUGCAGCGGAGCGGCUUCCAGUCCAUAGUGUCCACAGAAAAAGCCCUGAAGAGACUGCAGAGGCAGUUAGGUCUGGAGGAGACCGGAGAGCUGAACAAAGAAACGCUGGAGGCCAUGAAUCAACCUCGCUGUGGUGUUCCAGAUGUGGCCAACUAUCAGACCUUUGACGGGGACCUUAAGUGGGACCAUAGUGAUGUUACUUACAGGAUCCUGAACUAUUCUCCAGACAUGGACAGCUCUUUGAUUGAUGAUGCCUUUGCUCGAGCCUUCAAGGUGUGGAGCGACGUGACCCCUCUCUCCUUUACCCGUCUCUUUGAAGGCACAGCUGACAUAAUGAUCUCUUUUGGGAAAACCGACCAUGGAGAUCCAUACCCAUUUGAUGGUAAGGACGGCCUUCUAGCUCACGCCUAUCCUCCCGGUGAGGGUGUGCAGGGAGAUGCCCACUUUGAUGAUGAUGAGUUCUGGACCUUGGGGAAAGGCCCAGCUGUGAAGACUCGCUACGGGAAUGCCAACGGUGCCAUGUGUCACUUCCCUUUCACUUUUGAAGGCAAGUCUUACACCUCCUGCACCACCGAAGGGCGUACAGACAACCUGCCAUGGUGUGCAACCACAGCUAGCUACGAUGCAGACAAGGAAUAUGGCUUCUGCCCAAGUGAACUUCUUUACACAUUUGGAGGAAAUGCAGAUGGAGCUCCGUGUGUCUUCCCCUUCAUCUUUCUGGACAAGGAGUACAGCAGCUGUACCACAGAGGGCCGCAACGAUGGCAACCGCUGGUGUGCCACCACAAACAAUUAUGACAAGGACAAGAAAUAUGGAUUCUGCCCCAGUCGUGACACGGCUGUAAUUGGAGGAAAUUCUGAGGGAGAGCCCUGCCACUUUCCCUUUGUGUUUUUGGGAAAAGAGUAUAACUCAUGUACUAGCGAGGGGAGAGGAGAUGGCAAGCUGUGGUGCAGCACCACUGAGGACUACGAUGAAGACAAGAAAUGGGGCUUCUGUCCCGACCAGGGUUAUAGUCUGUUCCUGGUGGCAGCCCAUGAGUUCGGACAUGCACUUGGCUUGGAUCACUCCUCCGUCAGAGAUGCUCUCAUGUACCCCAUGUACUCCUACAAAGAGAACUUUCCUCUCCAUCAGGAUGACAUUGAAGGCAUUCAGUAUCUCUAUGGAAGUAAACCAGGCCCCAAACCAACAGUACCUGAGCCCAACACCCCCACCACCACCUCUUACCCAGAAACCACUGAUGACCCUUUCUCUACCACCCCAUCUACAAAGCUUCCAGACAACGAUGCCUGUAAGGUGCUCAAAUUUGACACCAUUACUGUGAUUGAAGGAGAUCUUCAUUUCUUUAAAAAUGGACAAUACUGGAAGGUACCCAGCAGGGGUGAUGCUAGACACAAGGGACCCCUGUCUAUUUCUGAGAGUUGGCCCGCUCUACCAGCUGUCAUCGAUUCUGCCUUUGAGGACGUUCUGACCAAGAAAAUUUACUUCUUCUCCGGAACCAGAUUCUGGGUCUACACAGGAAAGAGCGUCCUGGGUCCACGCAGCAUUGAGAAACUGGGUCUGCCCAACAGCGUUCAGAAGGUUGAAGGAGCGCUGCAGAAAGGGACGAGCAAAGUUCUGCUUUUCAGCGGAGAGGACUUCUGGAGGUUGGAUGUCAAGACUCAGAAGAUUGAUAGAGGCUACCCCAAACCCACUGAAGUUGUCUUUGGUGGCGUCCCUAAUGACGCUCACGACGUAUUCCAGUACAAAGGUCACACUUACUUCUGCAGAGAUCGCUUCUACUGGCGAAUGAACUCCCGCCGGCAGGUGGACCGUGUUGGAUACGUGAAUUAUGACCUGCUGAAAUGUGCUGAAGCCUCGGGCUUCCACUAUUAAGAAAUUGGCACAGACGAGCUGGAAGUUGUCUGUGACUAAACGUCACUUUUUCUCUCCGUGUUGGGAGAAAGUGAUGCAACGUUUGCCUGUGCGCCUGUUUUAAGAUGUGUCUGCUUUUUGGAAUGUGAAUAAUUGGCCUUUAUUGAAGUUGGCCGAUUAGGACACAUGCAGUAGUAUUGGCCUUAAUGUAAGUCAAAGGGCCAGAACAAGAAAGUAAAUGUGCCCUCUUUGGCACUGACAGCAGAGGUGGCAGAAAUUUAAGACCCCUAAAUAUUACUUAAGCACGUGCAAUUUGGCUUACACUCCAGAUUUGCUGAUUAAAUUCUAUGUCUGGCAGGUUCAGAUUCAUAACAGUAUUGGAACAUCUGUAUUUAUAACAAUAUGUAAUGUUAAUAUUAUUUUUUGUGUCUUGGGCUUAUUUUUUGUGUGAUUUAUGGAUUAAAAUCCAAAUACUUGCACUGGAAGACAUCUGAUGUCUCCUUCUCUAAUUAUUUAUGAAGCUUAAACUUUUGUAUUAAAGUUGGAACUUUCAAUGCAAUAAACAUUCUGUGAGAACAAUCUA
Molecule: messenger RNA, 2754 nt
Organism: Nothobranchius furzeri (turquoise killifish)
Lineage: Eukaryota; Metazoa; Chordata; Actinopteri; Cyprinodontiformes; Nothobranchiidae
Gene: mmp9
Product: matrix metallopeptidase 9
Biological process (GO): proteolysis; collagen catabolic process; extracellular matrix organization
Cellular component (GO): extracellular matrix
Molecular function (GO): zinc ion binding; metalloendopeptidase activity
Source: RefSeq, a predicted model, not a curated record